AUGAAACAGCUGCCAGCAGAAACUAUUCGUCUCCUUUCAAGUUCUCAGGUGAUUACGUCGGUUGUCAGUGUGGUGAAGGAGCUGAUAGAAAAUUCCUUGGAUGCCAAUGCCACAAAUAUUGAUAUUAAACUAGAGAAUUACGGGUUUAACAAAAUAGAAGUAAGAGACAAUGGCAAUGGAAUCAAGGUUGCUGAUGUUCCAGUUAUGGCAGUUAAACACUACACCUCAAAAAUAAGCUCUUCUGAGGACCUUGAAAGGUUGACAACGUACGGUUUCCGUGGGGAGGCUUUAGGAUCAAUUUGCUGCAUAUCAGAGGUUUUGAUCACAACAAAGACGGCUGCUGAUGAUUUCAGCACUCAGUAUGCUUUGGAUAACAAUGGGCAUAUAACUUCUAAAAAGCCUUCCCAUCUUGGGCAAGGUAGGAUAUCAUUGUUCAGUGUUGUGCUGUGA
Antrostomus carolinensis (chuck-will's-widow) is the source of this 450-nucleotide messenger RNA. RefSeq names its product PMS1 protein homolog 1-like. Lineage: Eukaryota; Metazoa; Chordata; Aves; Caprimulgiformes; Caprimulgidae. The transcript is spliced from 3 exons. Gene Ontology annotation, cellular component: MutLalpha complex. The coding region runs from base 1 to 450 and encodes 149 amino acids. Gene Ontology annotation, biological process: mismatch repair. Gene Ontology annotation, molecular function: ATP-dependent DNA damage sensor activity; ATP hydrolysis activity. The record is from RefSeq and is a predicted model, not a curated record.